AUGUCCCUGAUUCACAUAAACGUCAUAAUAGCCUUCUCCAUAUCCCUCGUAGGUCUACUAAUAUACCGAUCCCACCUAAUAUCCGCACUACUCUGCUUAGAAGGCAUAGCACUAUCCCUAUUUAUCUUUACAACCCUCACAACCCUAAAUUUACACUUCACCCUGGCCAACAUAGCUCCAAUCAUCCUUCUAGUCUUCACAGCCUGCGAGGCAGCUAUUGGACUAGCUUUACUAGUCAUGAUUUCCAACACAUAUGGCACCGACUAUGUCCAAAGCCUUAACCUCCUCCAAUGCUAA
This is a messenger RNA of Physeter macrocephalus (sperm whale), 297 nucleotides long. Lineage: Eukaryota; Metazoa; Chordata; Mammalia; Artiodactyla; Physeteridae. The record is from the annotation of a RefSeq genome assembly.